UGAUCAUAAUUUUAUCUACAAUAACUCCAUAGUAAUAAUACCUAUGACAUUAUGAGCCAGUUUAGUAACACUGGUAAACUCGGCCGAAAUUGAGGAAAGUCUGACUAAAACAAUUGAAUUGACUGAAUUUGUUAAAUACGGAAAAAUACAUUUAAAAUAUACAGAGUAUUUUAUAAAUUAAAAAUUAAAAAAUAUUUAAUAUGAUUUUCUACGGUAACUUCACACAAUUUAUUCAGAAAAAUAAUUACAACCUUAUCACAUGAAAUCGAGAAUUACUUCCUUUAUGCCCAACCUUAAUUUUUCUGAUUUGAAACAUUUGUGCAGUAUUCAUGAAUGGGAUGGCGUGCAAAGACCCAAAACUUGCAACCGUAGACGAUUUCUUCACUUCGGGUUUGAAUACGGCUUCGCGUCCGCGGGCCGGACUCCCCGGGUGGAAUUACAGCGCCGCCAGUGUGGAGGAAAUACCCGGGCUGAACACGCUCGGGCUCGCCAUGAUCCGUAACGAAUUCGCGGUGAAUUUCGCCAUUCCGCCCCACUUUCACUUGCGAGCAACCGAGAUGUCCCUCGUUUUACAAGGUCGGGUCUUCUUCGGGUUUGUAACCGUUGACCCAAUUGACAGCGCCAAAAGCCGCGUCUUUGCAAGAAAUUACAGUGCUGGAGAUGUAUUCGUUAUACCCCAAAGCCUUGUCCAUUUCGGGAAAAAUAUUGGCCAGGGAAAGGCGACGACCAUUUCAAUGUUCAGCAGCCAGAAUCCUGGUCUGAAAAUCAUACCAGCCCAGCUCUUUGGAAAGGACUCAACAAUCCCGGUGGAUGUGUUGUCCCAAUCAUUCCGAGUUUCUCAUGAAGUAAUUCAACAGAUUAGAUCACAUUUCUGAUGAUCUUCUCAUGCUUACGAAGAAUAAUCGACAAAUAAAAAUGUUUACGGAGUACUUCGUAUAAUAUUGGGCGUACAAUAAUUG
Molecule: messenger RNA, 959 nt
Organism: Cuscuta epithymum
Lineage: Eukaryota; Viridiplantae; Streptophyta; Magnoliopsida; Solanales; Convolvulaceae
Source: the annotation of a GenBank genome assembly